AUGACUGAAUAUAAAAAGUUAGCAAUGCUUGUAGAGAAGCUUAAAAACGAUACGGACGCACUCAUGCAGGGACUCAUGAGACAUUCACUUCAAAAUGAAGAUCCGCUUAUGUCAGGCAGCCCAACUAUCGAGGAGCUCCAUUCCAUCGCGAUGGAUAUCAAACACAUCAUUCUCCAGGCAACUCCACGCUUGAAGAAGAUCGUAUCCAAAGCUCGAGAAACUGAUCCUGAUCGACAAAUAUAUAACGAGAUGAUGUGUAAAAAGAUUGAGCAGUUACUAGAAACCUUUUGCGAUGUCUUGGUUAGUCGUUUAAUUCGCCAAGAGAAUGCUGGUGAUAGUGCGAGCAAAAUAAGCGAAACAAGCGAGGAGAUGCUCCAGAACCUAACGGAUGCUUCGCUGGAGGAUUACCCCGCUCUCGCCAAAGUCGAGGUGUUAUAUGACAAACACAUGCUACGCCGUGCGGCUGCAGAAGCCUGGUCUCAACGUAUCGCCACGGACCUUUCUGGGCUCAUGAAGUUUGAGGAAGAAGGUCGUGCGGUGCUAAUAGCUCGGGAAAAGCUUACGCGUGCUAAAUUUCUGGAAGAAAAAGGCAACCAGAAAGAUUGCAUUCUCAAAUUAUUAAAACAAAAAGAGGUGGAGAAAUGGGAGUCUGAAGUGGCACGGAGGGUUUUGGAGCAUGCCGGCCUGCAUAAUUUGUCGAAAGAUCUGAAGAAGCAUUCUAUUCCACCACUUAUCUCUGAAAUGAUUUCGGAUCCAGCGUUGCAGAAGCUGUUUGCCGCCCGCAUGUAUAGAUUAACAAAAGACCUUCUAGUUACCCCCGAAGAUGAAAGAAUUCGCUAUUUAAGAAACAAUAAUCAAAACCUGAUCGAAGACUUUGGUCAUCCUUGCCUCUCCCACAGGCUAUGUGGCUGCACCUGUCGGGUAUUUAAUACUGUCGCUGAGAGGAUAUGGUACGCUCUAGGUUACGAGGUACAGUAUUCAGCAAAUAAGUCCUUCAUUCCGUCCAUUUUGGUUGAGAAAGGUAUUUUACACGAUACCACGCUGCCAUGCGGCCGCGCGCUUCACGAGCAUCAGUACAUUGUGAUGGGAUUUGAAGACUAUUCGGAGCGCUUUUUCGAGCUGAAGGAACCUGACGCCACAAAGAAACCUGAUGAGUGGGUGUUGUGGUACGAGCAUGUGCGCGAGAUUGCAGAUACCCUUUGCUCACUCGUGUGAUUCCAGUUCUCAAAAAAUCACCUGCUUCUGCUAAUAAUAUAAACAUUGAAGUGAGAAAAUAUGACCUCACUACUGCCCAAAAGCUUGUUUGAUAUCGCUACGUUUGACUUUUCUCAUGUGUGCAUAUCUGUCUUCAAUUUAUGUUUGUGAAUCGUUGCGUUUUUGCUCCUAUUAUUUUGCUGUUUACUCCAUGGCAUGUUUGUCUCUUUUCUUUCACUUUUACUGGUAUUAUUAAAGAUGAAAGGAUAUGAUCAUUUUUUAAAACUUUUCCUUCUAUACCUUUUUCUUGUCAGUUCGAGUUUGAAUUUAUCUUCCUCUGAAAAAAAAGUUGCUUCCAUUGAAGAGCUCAAGUCUUAGGGAACUAUAUCGUUUUUUAACUUUCAGAUUUUUGUCGUUUUUUUUGCUCCUUUCCUA
This is a messenger RNA of Phytomonas sp. EM1, 1629 nucleotides long. The record is from the annotation of a GenBank genome assembly. NCBI's taxonomy places the organism in Eukaryota, Euglenozoa, Kinetoplastea, Trypanosomatida, Trypanosomatidae.